CGUCGACAGGGAAAUGCCCCGGCAUCACGAUUCGCGUUCCUCCUUGUUUCAGCUGGACCUGAGACUUCAGAGUGAAGAAGGCGGAGACCUGAGCAGCUUCAUCGCCAACGGAGAAUGGGACCUCCUUGGUGUGCCCGGAGUGAGGAACUCGAUCACGUACGCGUGCUGCCCGGAGCCGUACAUAGACAUCACCUUCACCAUCCACAUCCGAAGAAGGACAUUGUAUUAUUUCUCGAAUCUGAUCGUCCCUUGCGUGCUCAUCUCAUCCAUGGCUCUUCUCGGUUUCACUCUUCCGCCCGACUCCGGGGAGAAACUCACGCUCGGUGUGACGAUCCUUUUGUCCCUGACCGUGUUUCUGAACAUGGUCGCUGAAACGAUGCCUUCCACAUCGGACGCCAUCCCAUUAAUAGGUGUGCUAAUCCUCCUGUCGCUGACCCUUUACCAGCAAAUGCUGUGCGAGAAGUUCUUGCCGCAUAGUUCGGAAAUGCAACCCCUCAUAGGGACGUAUUUCAAUUGUAUCAUGUUCAUGGUGGCGUCGUCUGUGGUGCUCACUGUCUUGGUGCUCAACUACCAUCACAGGAACCCGGAAACGCACGAAAUGGCCACUUGGUUGAAGGUGGUAUUUCUGCAAUGGUUGCCGUGGAUCCUGCGGAUGCACCGUCCGGGGCGAACGAAGCUCACCCGGAAGACGAUCAUGCUCAACUCGAAGAUGCGGAACUUGGAACUGAAAGAACGGUCGUCGAGGUCCCUUCUGGCCAAUGUGCUGGACAUCGACGACGACCUCCGCCACCAUCCGGCUCUCACCUUCAACAGUGGGAGCAUCGGAAUGAGGAUCACGGGGAACUCCAUCGACGAUUCCUCCUCGUCCUACCAGUCCUGCGUAGGGGCUCAGCGGGAGCUCAUGAUGAUCCUCAAGGAGCUCCGAUACAUCACGGCCAAGAUGAGAAAACAGGAAGAGGAUCAAGAUACGAUCAGCGAUUGGAAAUUCGCCGCCAUGGUCGUGGAUCGAUUCUGUCUCAUCGUCUUCACGCUCUUCACGAUCGUCGCUACCAUCACCGUUCUCUGCUCGGCUCCCCACAUCAUCGUCCAAUAGCGACAUUUUCAUCUCGAUCCCACAUCAUCGUAAUUGCACGUCCCAUCCUCGUAACUUCAUCCGACGAGAAGAGCUCUGAGUGAUGAUCGUGCCUGCACGCGAAUUAAAAAGCAAUUCCAUCUCCGGAAGACUUUCCCUAAUUGCUUUCAUGCAUUGACCGCGUUCAAUGGAUGUAGAAACUUAUUGUUCCCUCAUCUAGGCAUUUCUGGGAACCGAGUUCUCACCUUUCUCACCCUAAAAGCCAUAGCUGGAAGCACGCGGUCUCGGGAGAAUCGUCGACGAUCACCCCAAGUGAAUCGGGACGGGCCGUUCCUCCGAAGACUUUGGAGACGUGGACGAGAUGCAGCAAUACGUUCGAAGGGCAGAGUUGGGCGUGUGAACGUGUCCGUUUGUGCUCAAACGUCGUCACGCGCCAUCUUGUGAUAUCAGCCCUCUCCCGUCGAGAGAAUCUCGACACGAACCGACCGGUCGAGCGAUCGCCCAGCGGCAGACGCUCGAGUCCCGCUCGAUCCCGUUGUGUUUCCAUAUAUACUGUAGGAGUUGGUCGGUUGCGUUCGGUUGAGAGAAUCCCCUUUUCUAUCUCUCCCACAUUCCUCUACUCGAUCUCCCCAUCUCUAUUUCUAUCUUAUCUGUCUCUCUCUCUCUCGACCGACUUUGAAAUGGAACUGAAGUGAAAGUGUAAGUGCAAGCAGACGUUUCUUCCUCUCGUUGAUUCACAUGUCGUAUUUCCUAUGGAAAAAUAUUAUCUGCCAGGGAAUUUCGUAGACUGUCUCUCGUCCCCUAAAGGCUAGUCGAUCGUAGCGAAGGGAAACCCGAAUCUUCAACUGGAUCGGACUUUCUGUCGGAAAAACUUUAUUUAAUCCGGAUCUCGGUUGGAAGAUUCCCACCGAAGACGAAUGAGAAUUUUAGACCGCAGAAAUAGUAGGAGAUGCGGCAGGAUGUCCUUCAUUUUCUUCGCGUGCCAAGCACUUCCAGAUUCUUUCACAUCUCAACGUUUCCUUUCUCGUUCUUCUCACAUAUCAUUCUGAAUUUUUCCAUUCUACGAUGUCAAGAAUUGUAAGGACUCCUUGCAUCGACGACGUGUGAAACCGAGAACCUCGCGUCUCGGCAUCAUACGGCUGCUCAUCUUGCUCGAAAACUAUCGGCGCGACCUGAAGGACAAUUUUGCUCUUUUUGCACCUCCAUUGCUCAAUCUCAUUAGGAUCAAUGGAUCAUUCCAGUGCACACAGAUGAAUGGAAGCGUCUCUUAAGCCAAACGUUUGUCUUCCACACCCUGAAACAAAUGAUGAUGGUGAUGAUGAUGAUGACGAUGACGAUGGCGGACAUAACCGACAAUCUUGACAAGAUAGAAGGGGAUUUGUUGCCGUGAAGACAGUUUUCAUUCCAUU
Messenger RNA from Darwinula stevensoni, 2481 nucleotides. The record is from the annotation of a GenBank genome assembly. Lineage: Eukaryota; Metazoa; Arthropoda; Ostracoda; Podocopida; Darwinulidae.